AUGAGUUCGGUAACUAUAAGCGAGCAACACCUUUUAUGGGCAAACGUCAUCGCAGUUCGUAAGUUUGACGAUAUUGGCGAUUUGUUGUUAGCGAAGCGUAGUAAUGCUGAGUUGAUCAACGGUCUGAUUGGAAUGGAUCUGAAUAAGUUAUCAGCGAUCGGUAAAAGGUCAAAUGCUGAACUCAUCAACGGUCUGCUGGGUAUGAAUCUCAAUCGAUUAUCGUCUGCUGGACGCAGAUAG
This is a messenger RNA of Anisakis simplex (herring worm), 240 nucleotides long. The record is from the annotation of a GenBank genome assembly. NCBI's taxonomy places the organism in Eukaryota, Metazoa, Nematoda, Chromadorea, Rhabditida, Anisakidae.